Stegastes partitus (bicolor damselfish) is the source of this 2517-nucleotide messenger RNA. Its product is annotated as gap junction alpha-5 protein-like. The record is from RefSeq and is a predicted model, not a curated record. NCBI's taxonomy places the organism in Eukaryota, Metazoa, Chordata, Actinopteri, Pomacentridae. The coding region runs from base 478 to 1671 and encodes 397 amino acids. The transcript is spliced from 7 exons. Gene Ontology annotation, cellular component: connexin complex. Gene Ontology annotation, biological process: heart development; cell-cell signaling; atrial cardiac muscle cell to AV node cell communication by electrical coupling. Gene Ontology annotation, molecular function: gap junction channel activity involved in atrial cardiac muscle cell-AV node cell electrical coupling.
CGGAGGGGAGAGAGAGGCAGAGGAGGCAGGCUCGUAUUUAAACCACAGACUCACGUGUCUGCUUCAGUUCAGACCUCUGGACUCAAACCGCUGCCUUCUGUCUGCCGCCGGAGCCCAUCGCUUCACACGCCUGACCUUCUGUCAACUUUUAAUAACUUCAGACCGACUCGGGCUGAACCGCCACAGCUGGAGAGCGACGACGACAUCUGGAGAACAUCUGGAGAACGUCUGGAGAACGUCUGGACUCCUGCAACCACUGCUGUUGAUCUCUGAGGAGCAAAACCUCGACAGAACACCGAGGGGGAAUCCAUCACUGGAGCUUCACAUCGUUCACCGGCUGUAAAGAAUUUCUCUGCUGCUGUUUCAUAAAUCAGGUGGAUUCUGUACCUGCAGAGCGACUUCAUCGGGCUGAAACUUCUUUGUAGAAACCGCCGUCUGAGUUUUGCAGAAAGCUCCCGGCGCUGAUCUGCAGCCGUCAUGGCCGACUGGAGCCUGCUGGGAAACUUCCUGGAGGAGGUUCAGGAACACUCGACUUCUGUUGGCAAAGUGUGGCUGACCAUCCUCUUCAUCUUCCGCAUCCUGGUUCUGGGGACGGCGGCCGAGUCUUCGUGGGGCGACGAGCAGGAAGACUUCAACUGCGACACCGAGCAGCCGGGCUGCGAGAACGUCUGCUACGACCGAGCGUUCCCCAUCGCUCACAUCAGAUACUGGGUGCUCCAGAUCGUGUUCGUGUCGACUCCCAGUCUGAUCUACAUGGGCCACGCCAUGCACACCGUUCGCCAGGAGGAGAAGAGGAGGAGCCGGGAGGAAGAGGAGGGAGAGAGGGAGGAAGAUCCAGGAGGGGGUGAAGGAGGAGGAGGUGGAGGAGGAGAGGAGCGAGGGAGGAAGGGGGAGAAAGAUGGAGGGAAGGAGAAGAGUGAAGGAGCGUCGGCGGGUCGAGUGCGUCUGAGAGGAGCUCUGCUGCAGACCUACGUCCUCAGCAUCCUGAUACGCAGCAUCAUGGAGGUGGUGUUUCUGUCCCUCCAGUACUUCCUCUAUGGGAUCUUCCUCCACCCUCUCUACAUCUGCAAGGCCUGGCCUUGUCCACAUCCCGUCAACUGCUACGUCUCCAGACCGACGGAGAAAAACGUCUUCAUCGUCUUCAUGUUGGCUGUUUCUGCCGUUUCUCUGGUGCUCAGCGUGCUGGAGCUGCACCACCUGGCCUGGAAACACUGCUGCAGGCGGAUCUUCUUUCCCCAGAAGCUCGUCGCUCCAGCUAACGCCUCUUUGACCCGUCAGCUCUCUUUGUCGCCGCCGCCGCCGUCAACGCCUCCUCCGGACUUCAGCCAGUGCGUCGGAGGCUCCUCCCACUUCCUGCCGCUGCCGUUCCCGAGCCACCGCCUCGCCAGCCAGCAGAACUCCGAGAACAUGGCCACCGAGAAGAACAAGAUGGUGGACGAGGCCAACUUCCUGCAGAUGAGCUGCUACUCUAACGGAUGGCAGAAGACCGGCGAUGCUCCGAUGCAAGAUGGCGGCUACCUGAAGACGGACACUUCCUGUUACGGUCCAGAGAGGAGGGACAGUCAGAUCCACAACGGCGGCUCGGACGGACUGAUGCUGAAAGACAAGCGACGGUUCAGUAGAACCAGCGGGACGAGCAGCCGGACCAGAGCAGACGACCUUUCUGUUUAGAGCUUCGACCGCUUACGGCUGCUGAAUAAACGGAUGUCGUUAAAACGGACUCAGCUCAUGGAAGCAGAACCAACACGUUUAGUAUAAUUCCGUCUGUCUGCCUCUGUGACUUGAUUCAUGACAGAAACAACCGGACCUGAAGACUUCAAGUAUGAAACAGAAGCGAGUAAAUUUCACUUAAAUGUCAAAAAAUCCUAAAUUCAAUCCGUGACAGCGUCAUUUCGAAGACGAACGGUCGAAAACAAACAGUUUAGAAAGACUUUAUUGGACAUUCAGGAACUAAAGUAGAGUUUGUUUUUUAUUCUGGAGCAUCGGAAACUUUUCUUGGAUGCUUUCCAGGUUCUUCCACAACACUCAUACAAUUGUUCCUCCGAUCGUGGCACCAAUGAAGGUUGGACACAAGAUUUAAAACUCAACCUGCAGUUUAAAGGCUGAAGGUUCAUUGAUGGUCUGACUGGUCAUCGUUAAAUGAUGUUUAUUGAUGUUGUUGGAUAAUUAAGAUGUUGAAGUGUUGCUCCACAGAUCACAUGUUCCUGUUAUUUAGUGUCUGAAGUUACCAGCUGAGCCGUACGUCUUCAGAGUCUCAGCCGUGAAGGAGUUUCUUUUGAGCCUUUUAAACUUUUACCUGUGGACUGAGUCUAGACUCACUGGCUCAUCUUGGACUGUCGUCGAACAGCGUUGCACUGACACUUGUCUGGUUUUAUCCUCUUCAGGUCUUCCUUGUUGUCAUUUCUGCUGUAUAUCCAGGAGUCCAACCUGUUCUGAGAGCCUAUGUUCAGCUACACCAGAUACAGAUGUUUGUCCAACUGUUCAGACUAAAUCUUCCCACCAGUGUGCUUUUUGAUC